Messenger RNA from Coturnix japonica (Japanese quail), 4490 nucleotides. RefSeq names its product RecQ like helicase (gene RECQL). NCBI's taxonomy places the organism in Eukaryota, Metazoa, Chordata, Aves, Galliformes, Phasianidae. The record is from RefSeq and is a predicted model, not a curated record. Gene Ontology annotation, biological process: double-strand break repair via homologous recombination. Gene Ontology annotation, cellular component: cytoplasm; chromosome. Gene Ontology annotation, molecular function: ATP binding; four-way junction helicase activity; 3'-5' DNA helicase activity.
CGCCGACUGGCUGCGCGAUGCCCAGUGAGCAGCAGCCUUGUUCGAGUGGCUCCGCCCCUCCGCUUUCGUUCCUGUUGGCUCUCAGCUCCAUGAUGCGAGUUCAGUGACAGUGACUUGGUUAAGUAAAUUCUUCUGAGGACAGCCCUCUGUAUUCUCUAGAGAUGACAGCUGUGGAAGUGCUAGAGGAGGAACUGCUUUCCAUUGAUAAUGAGCUACAGGCAGUGGAGAUGCAGAUUCAGGAGCUGCUGGAUAAACAGCAAGAACUCAUCCAAAAGAAAGAGACAUUAAAGAAGCUGAUAAAGCAGUCCUCAGGAGAGUCAGCAGCAGGGGGAAGUAAAGAGACUGAAACCUCAGUUGAGGCAUGGAGUAAAACAGAUUUUCCAUGGUAUGAGAAGAUAAAAACUGCGCUGGAAAACAAGUUUAAACUCCAGAAGUUUAGAUCCUUGCAACUUGAAACUGUAAACGCUACAAUGGCAGGAAAGGAUGUAUUUCUUGUCAUGCCUACAGGUGGUGGAAAGAGCCUUUGUUAUCAGUUACCAGCUGUAUGUUCUGAUGGCUUUACGCUCGUGAUAUGUCCUUUGAUAUCACUUAUGGAAGAUCAGCUCAUGGUUUUGGAACAGCUUGGCAUUUCUGCAACUUUAUUAAAUGCUUCAAGCAGUAAGGAACAUGUGAAGUGGGUUCACAGCCAGAUGCUAGACAGAAAAUCACAACUGAAGCUCCUUUAUGUGACCCCAGAGAAGAUUGCAAAAAGCAAAAUGUUCAUGUCAAAGCUAGAGAAAGCUUAUCAAGCAGGAUGUCUUGCUCGCAUUGCUGUAGAUGAGGUCCACUGUUGCAGUCAGUGGGGCCAUGACUUCAGGCCAGACUACAAAUCCCUCGGUAUCUUGAAAAGACAGUUUCCUUGUGCUCCCUUGAUUGGAUUAACUGCAACUGCUACAAAUCAUGUUCUAAAGGAUGCUCAGAAUAUUUUACACAUUCAGAAAUGCAUUACCUUUACUGCGUCUUUCAACCGGCCUAAUCUUUACUAUGAGGUUCGGCAUAAACCUUCGAAUAAUGACGAUUUCAUUGAGGACAUUGUUAAGAUCAUUAAUGGAAGAUACAAAGGGCUCUCAGGAAUUGUUUACUGUUUUUCUCAGAAGGACUCUGAGCAAGUCACUGUGAGUUUGCAGAAACUGGGAAUCAAGGCAGGAACUUACCAUGCAAACAUGGAUGCUAAAUAUAAGACCAAAGUUCAUAAAGGAUGGUCAGCAAAUCAAAUUCAGGUUGUAGUGGCAACUGUUGCUUUCGGCAUGGGAAUUGAUAAACCUGAUGUGAGGUUUGUAAUUCAUCAUUCAAUGAGCAAGUCAAUGGAGAAUUACUACCAAGAAAGUGGACGUGCAGGUAGGGAUGACCAAAAGGCUGACUGCAUCUUGUAUUAUGGUUUUGGAGAUAUAUUCAGAAUCAGCUCAAUGGUAGUGAUGGAAAAUGUGGGGCAAGAGAAGCUGUACGACAUGGUGUCUUACUGCCAGGAAAUGAACAAGUGUCGCCGGGUGCUCAUAGCCCGUCAUUUUGAUGAAGUAUGGGAGUCUGCAAAUUGCAACAGAAUGUGUGAUAACUGCUGUAGAGAAAACUCGCUUGAGAAAAAGGAUAUCACAGGAUGCUGCAGGGAUCUGAUCAAGAUACUCGAGCAAGCAGAAAACAUGAGUGAGAAGCUCACUCCACUGAAGCUAAUUGAUGCUUGGUCUGGAAAAGGUUUAUCAAAACUCAGGGUGUCAGAAGUUACUCCACCAAAGCUCCCUCGAGAGGAACUGGAGAGAAUUAUUGCCCACUUACUGCUGCAGCAGUAUCUGAGGGAAGACUUCAGCUUCACGGCAUUUGCUACAAUAUCCUACCUGAAGAUAGGACCAAAAGCGAGGCUGCUGAAAAACGAGGCACACAUCAUCACAAUACAAGGGACAACAAACAAGAAAAGCGUUUACAAGAACAAACCAUCUGAAUCUUCCAAGUCAGAAGGAAGCGGUGAAAAUGCUCAGACUGUUUCAAAGACUACCCUGAAUUCAGCAGUGAAGAAAUCACAAGAACUUAAGCGACCUAACUCUGGGACUAACGUAAAAGCAAAGAAGCCUAAGCUUCAGGCAGCUGGAGAUGACCAACCCGUAGUCCUUGAUUAACACAAACUGCAUUUAUGAUCUCAUCACAUUUACCUCUCCAUGGACGGUCCAGUGUGUGAACUUGUAUUUUAGUAAUGGACUUUUGUAUGUGAUUUUUUUUUUUAAAUAAUAAUUUAAGUUUAAAAAAAAGAAAAGGAACCAAGUGUCUUUAAAAUCCUCAAAUCCAAAAAUCUUCUGGUCAAGAGAAAAAUGCUUGAUAUCAAAUAAUAGGUGCGUAUCUUACAUAUUAUAGCUGUUGACCUAUUGGAAGUAUGUAGUCACUUUGCCUUUCCUAACUCUUAAGAAAAUGUAGCUCAUAGUAACUACUGCAGGAAAUGCUGCAGAAUCACACAUGCUGAAAGGGGGCUUCCAGAUUGUCCAAUGCAACCUCAAAGCUCAAGUUCAGUUCUCUAAGAACAGUGUGCUCUGGGCUACAUCUCACUGAGUUUCAUUUCUCCCCAAGGAUGGAGAUAUCACAACCCUUCUCAGCACCUGUUCUGGUGUUUUACCAGCUUACAACAGCAACAACAAACAAUUGAGAAACUUCCUUUGAGCUUUUAUUUCCUAUUGCAAUUUGUCUCUUACCUCAUGUCCUGCCUCUUACUGCACUCAAGCUAGGCCUCAUUGCUGCUGUACUCUACCAUCAGGUGAAGACAAAAGCAAGAUGACAACGUUCCCACACCAUCCAGCCAUUUUCUCUUUAUGUGGAACAAACUCAAUCUCCAAGCCACUGGAAAGCCUAGAAGCGUUUUGCUGGACUCAAUAUACUGUAUGUAUCAAGUUGAUUCUGUUGAUGCUACUGAUAAGGUGUUAAAAAGAACCAGCCUUAGAAGGACACCACUCAUCACCCAUCUCCAUCUGGACACUAAACCACUGACCACCACAUUCUUGGUAUAGUCUCAUAACCAUCAAACAGUCCUCCUGUCAAAUUCUUUCCAAUUUGGAGAGAAGGAUGGUUUGAAGGACCUUGUCAAAGGCCUUACUGCAGCUCCAGCUGACACCAGUGGCUCUUGGCUUAUCCACUGACUCAGUUAUGCCGCUAAAAAAGCUAUAAGGCUGGUCAGGCAGGAACUACAUUUGGUGAAACCAUGCGCUUAUUCAAUAUCACCUCCAUCUCCCUUCACAUGCCCUCACAUGGCUUCCAGGAGGAUCUACUCCACAAUCUUCCCUGACACAGAGGUGAAGCUAAUAUGUUUGUAUCUCUCUAGGUCAUCCUUUUUUCUAUUCUUCUUAAAAAUGGGUGUGACAAUGCCUUUUCCUCAGUCACCUGGAGGACUCCACCUGAGAGGUAAAUAAGUAAAUGCUAUGCUCCCAUCGGCUUGCACUGUAGCUUUUUUUAAGUGAAAUUUAGUCCUUCCCUUGACCAAGAGUUCUGGAUUUCCCCUUUCACCACUAGAACGUAGAAGUAUAUUGAUCUAAUGUAGGUAGGGUGCUCCAAAAGUAUCACCUACUAUUUAUUUCCACAAAAAUCAUGAUAAAUACAAACAACACACACUGUUUGAGAAUUUGCUCUAUCAGCUACUAAACACUGUUUUUAAACAUAGUCCCCACCAUUCUUUUUCCCUAGUGAUGAACAAGAACCUGGAUGACCCUCAUAAAAACCGCACCAGCCCCUAUGCCUGCUGUUGCCAUUGCUGAAACGCACCACCCGCUGCCUCCCUGUGCUCACAGCUACUGUUUGGUCUCUGUAAACAUUCAGCAAGCACCCAUGGAUGUCACUGGAUACCACUUUUUUUUUCCUAUAUGGUGGAAUUCAGUGGGAAACCUUGGCUUCACAUGCACUUUCAUGUCAGAUGCUUGUGUCUGCUGCCAUCUGGAACAAAAUGUAACAGAAUACUGUGGGGAAGGUUUAACUUUUACUGCCAUAUCAUCAAUAUCUGUCUCCGACAUUAUAGGCCAAUGUACAGUAAGCUUUACUUUGACAGCAGUCCUCAUACAUUGACUCACAAAUACCAGGAUUACAAAUUGGUGCAGGAUAAACUCAACAACCAGGAUAUUACUUUCAUCAACUCCUUUGAAACUGAACUCAAUGUAUAGAGCCCAUGUGGCCAUUCUCCUCUUACCUGUACUUACAGGAACCUACAGCAGCUGGCCUUUCACUCACAGGCUUUUAUGCCUGAGGCUGAACUGUGCUUGCAGCUUUGAUCACAAAUUUCUGGUUUUAGGCUGGCUUUAAAUGCAAGUGGUCACUGUACAGGUACAUUGUUACCACCAGCAAUAUCUAGUCUGAAAACAAAACAUUCAGCUUAGCUUAACUUCUUGUUUAGAGCUGUUUCCUUAUAAAGCUUAGCACUGUUUUACAGACAACAUGAAAUAGCUCUUGAAGACAAAAAACUGAUACUUUUUAGCUCAGCCAAAUGUUGG